UUUGGUUUAUAGAUAACUUAUACUGCCUGAGUAGACAAAAUGCGACCCCCAGAGUUCAAGCUAAACAACCCGCCAGAGGACCUCAUCUCGGCGGUGAAAUUUGGCCCCAAGUCCAACCAGUUCAUGGCAGCGUCCUCCUGGGACGGAACUCUGCGCUUCUACGAUGUGGCGGCAAAUCAGAUGCGACAGAAAUUCCUGCAGGAUGCACCGAUAUUGGACUGCGCCUUUAUGGACAUUGUUCACGUGGUCAGCGGCUCCCUGGAUAACCAGCUCCGCCUGUUCGAUGUGAACACCCAAACGGACAGCAUUGUGGGUGCCCACGAGGAGCCCAUCAGGUGCGUCGAGCACGCUGAAUACGUCAACGGCAUUCUCACCGGCAGCUGGGACCGAAAUGUUAAGCUGUGGGAUAUGCGCGAGAAACGCUGCGUCGGCACCUACGAGCAGAACAAUGGAAAAGUGUACUCCAUGUCUGUGAUCGACGAGAAGAUCGUGGUGGCUACCUCCGAUCGCAAGGUUCUUAUUUGGGAUCUGCGCAAGAUGGACAGCUACAUAAUGAAGCGAGAAUCCUCGCUCAAGUACCAGACCCGCUGUAUUCGGUUGUUCCCCAACAAAGAGGGCUACGUAAUGUCCUCCAUCGAGGGACGAGUGGCCGUGGAGUACCUGGACCAUGAUCCCGAAGUGCAGCGCCGCAAGUUCGCCUUCAAGUGCCACCGGAAUAGGGAUCAAAACAUUGAGCAAAUUUUCCCGGUCAAUGCCCUGAGCUUCCACAAUGUUUACCAGACAUUCGCCACCGGUGGCUCCGAUGGCAUUGUAAACAUCUGGGAUGGCUUUAACAAGAAGCGCCUGUGCCAGUUCCACGAGUACGACACAUCGAUUUCCACACUCAAUUUCAGCUCGGAUGGUAGCGCCUUGGCCAUCGGCUGCUCCUAUUUGGACCAACUGCCAGAGACACCAACCUCCGUGCCACAUCCGGCUAUUUAUAUACGCUACCCCACAGAUCAGGAAACCAAGCAGAAAUAGUGUGCCUCUUGAUUACGGGAGAAAGCUCUCCUAUUUAAUUGUUUAUUUUCGGACAGAUUAAAUAUAUGUGUAUUGAUAUAAGCUA
Molecule: messenger RNA, 1105 nt
Organism: Drosophila bipectinata
Lineage: Eukaryota; Metazoa; Arthropoda; Insecta; Diptera; Drosophilidae
Gene: Bub3
Product: mitotic checkpoint protein Bub3
Biological process (GO): mitotic spindle assembly checkpoint signaling
Cellular component (GO): nucleoplasm; mitotic checkpoint complex; bub1-bub3 complex
Molecular function (GO): ubiquitin binding
Source: RefSeq, a predicted model, not a curated record